AAUGAAGAAACUAAUUAUGAUAGAAGAUUUUUCCCAUUUCCAACUUGAUUUUUUUUUUUUUCAUUUUUGGAGUCUCUGAGUCUGUGACUAAACCAAACCCCAAUCGUUCACACACUUUCUCUACUUUUUCCAACAGAAGAUAAUAAAGAGAGAAGACAGCACACACACACACACAAAUAACUUCACCUUUUGAUUUAUUGUCAGAAGACCUUUUUCACUAAUUUCUUUCAAACUCAAAUUCUCAAAGAAAACUUUUAUUUAAACCAAAAGAGAGCAGAGAGAUCUCUCACCGUUGAACUUCAAACAGUACUUGACUUUGUUGUUGGUGGUACUAACAAUCUCUCUGCAACACAACACAUGCUCUCUUUACACAUUCAUUGAUCACCAACUCCCUCUGCUCUCCUUCUCUCUCUCUCUCUCUCUCUCUCUCUCUCUCUCUUCUCUGUUCUGAAUCUUUGGCUAAAGAAUCUCCCAAGAAAGCAACACACACACACACACCAACCAUGACUUGUAUACUAAGUUGUUCUCAUGGCGUAGUGAUCGCAACCGCCAUGGUUUUCUCAAGCACUGCUCUGUUUCUUGCUAUUUCCCGCCAAUUCUCGUCAGGUACUCAGACAUCAGAUCAACAAAUCCUCCUCCGUUCUUGUCUUUCUUCAGAGAAGAAGAAACAGAGGAAGAAGAAGAAGAAAGUGAAAUUUGCAGAGAAUGUGAGAGAGCCGAAAGGUAACGGUGAAGAGUAUCGUAAGAAGAUGGAGCAACAUCUUAAGAGAAUUGUACCGGAACAGAUGAUUAAACCGGAGAAACCCGUUUCGGUUUGUAGAAACGACAUGCCUGCUAAUCGGAUAGCUUUGUACAAUGGGAUUCUCAGGGACAGAGCUCAUCGUGUUCAGUGCUCCUAUUGAGCCCCCUUUUUUUUCUUUUACUUUUUUACCCCAACAAAAAAAAAAUGUAAGUAUAAUUAUUGUGAUUUAGCCAUAAUUAUAAUUAUUGUGAUUUCACCUAAAUUAUUAGCUUUUCGGAUGAUUCUUGUAUGUAAUUUUUCUAGUAGAAAAAUCAGCCAUGUAAUGAUUUAGGUGAUUUACAUUUGAAAUAGAGUUUUUAACGACAAA
Camelina sativa (false flax) is the source of this 1109-nucleotide messenger RNA. RefSeq lists its product as uncharacterized. The record is from RefSeq and is a predicted model, not a curated record. NCBI's taxonomy places the organism in Eukaryota, Viridiplantae, Streptophyta, Magnoliopsida, Brassicales, Brassicaceae.